Trematosphaeria pertusa is the source of this 1739-nucleotide messenger RNA. Its product is annotated as MFS general substrate transporter. The transcript is spliced from 6 exons. Gene Ontology annotation, molecular function: transmembrane transporter activity. Gene Ontology annotation, biological process: transmembrane transport. Bases 101 to 1651 code for a protein of 516 amino acids. The record is from RefSeq and is a predicted model, not a curated record. Lineage: Eukaryota; Fungi; Ascomycota; Dothideomycetes; Pleosporales; Trematosphaeriaceae. Gene Ontology annotation, cellular component: membrane.
AUCGUUGAUCCGAUACCGAGCAACGGUGGCCGAUAACCCAGGAAACCUUUUCCAUUCUGACUUUCAGGGUUCGGGAUCUAUCCAGAGGCCUACCAACGUAAUGGCGCCGACGACACUGCGUGACGAAACGGCGGGCGUCGAGUCUCGCAAUGCUAAUGUUAUCGCGCCUACCGACGCACCGAAGCGCUCGCCAUGGAAGGCCUGGAUGUACCUGUGGGAGUGGUACCCCAAACACUACCCUGAAGAAGAGCGCAAAUUACUGCGAAAGAUGGAUGCUUGCCUCCUCACAUUUUGCUCCUUCAUGUUCUUCCUCAAAUGGCUCGACUCAAGCAACAUCAACAACGCUUACGUAUCCGGCAUGAAGGAGGAACUGAGCCUGAACGGGAACCAGUAUUCCCUCUUCGGCACCUUCUACAAUCUUGGCUAUCUCGUCUUCCAGAUCCCGUCGCUGCUCAUACUGUCCCGGCCUAAGCUGGCAAAGUAUUACCUGCCCACCAUGGAGGUGCUCUGGUCCAUUGUCACGUUUUGCCAAAGCCAGAUGCGCAAUGAACAUGAUAUCUACGGGACGCGAUUUAUCUUAGGUCUGCUCGAGACGCCAGUGGCGAGUGGUACGACGUAUAUUCUCGGAAGCUGGUAUCGGCCUGAGGAAGUGUUCAAGCGCACCGGCGUUUGGUUCGUAUCAAACAACAUCGCAGUCAUGUUCGGUGGCUAUCUCCAAGCUGCGGCGUACAAGAACCUGAACGGUCACGGCGGAAUGGCUGGCUGGCGAUGGCUCUUCAUUAUCGAUGGCAUUAUCUCGCUGCCAAUCGCAAUAGCAGGGUUCUUCAUCUUCCCUGGGCUUCCUUCCAGCAAGAAACCAUGGUGGUUGACAGAAGCGCAACAUGAACUUGCGAGGAGAAGAGUCCGGGAUGUCGGGAUCGAGCCUAGCGGAAAGCUGGACUUCAGUGUUAUCAAACGAACGCUGAGGAGGUGGGAGUUCUAUGUCGGCGUGAUAGCUUACACCUUCUUCCUCUCAUCUUCUUACCCCCACGGUCAGAUGGCUCUAUGGUUGAAAGACCUCGCGAGUAAAUACGGCAGUUAUACCGUACCUCAGAUCAACACUAUUCCGACCGGCGCUCAGGGUGUCUCCGUGGUUGCGGCUUUAUUAGCAACUUCCCUGUGCAUGAUAUAUCCGCUGUGGUCGAUCUUUUCCAUCGUGCAGGUCAUCUACAUGUUUGCGAACAUCUGCCUCUUGGUUUGGGUAAUACCCAAGGGCCUUCACUUUGCCUGUUAUUACCUGCUUGGAGUGUCGGCGGCUGUCACGCCUAUCCUAAUGCCGUUCAUAAACAUGGCCAUGCGCGAUGAUGCCGAGGCUCGUGCGGUCACCGUUGGAGCUAUGUUGACGGCUGGCUGGGCGGUAUACUCCUUCUACCCGAUCGUGGUUUUCCCAGUCAUCGAGGCUCCGCGAUGGACAAAGGGCUACUCUGUGAACAUCGCGUUCGUCUUCUUCACAUGGUUCUUCUUCAUAGUUGGACAGUACCUUUACCGGAAAGAUGAGAAGAAGCGUGAGCUACGGGCGAUUGCGCAGACCACAAAGGAUGAAGAGGAUGGCAUGAACAUUAGCGACAAGGCUGUGGGAGAAGUUGUGGAGCAUAUCGAGCAAAGGCAUUGAAGGCGAUGAUGUUUGGGCCAAGUCGCGCGACGCCACUAGCCGCCUAGGCCGUCAGCACUAGUUAGCCACUCUCGCGCGAGCCAGGGCC